AUGCCUUUCUACCCGCCAUCAUGGGUCCCUCAGCUCCCUGAGAUUCCCGACUCCAUCUCCCUGGAGACAUUCAUGUUUGACGAGAAAUAUGGCCGGUAUCCCAUUCACAGCUCGCGGGCGCCAUUCACAGACGGUCUUACCGGCAGGACUUACAGUAUCUUGGAGGUCAAGCAACGUGUUGACUAUCUCUCGCGCGCGCUCUCACAGGAGCUUGGCUUCAAGGCUCAAGAAGGCACUGAAUGGGACAAGGUUGUCGCGUGCUUCAGUCUAAACACGAUUGACUACCUCACCUUGGCGUGGGCUGUGCACAGACUUGGUGGUAUUUUGUCAUGCGUCAACGCUUCAUACAAUGCCAGCGAGCUUGAGUAUCAGCUAAAAGACUCGGGGGCCAAGGCCAUUUUCACCUGUCUUCCCCUACUUAAAACCACCAUGGAAGGCAUCAAGAAAGUUGGCAUUCCCAAGCAGCGGGUUUUCCUUCACCAGCUGCCUCCGUUGAUCACGGCUGGUCUCUCCAACCCUGGCCACAAAACAACAGAAGACUUGAUUAAAGCCGGUUCCAGUUUGCCUUCCUUCAAACCUGCUGACUCGUACUGGAAGAAAGGCGAUGGCGCAAAGAGGAUAGCAUUCUUGUGCUAUAGUAGUGGAACUUCUGGGCUCCCCAAGGGCGUCAUGAUUGCGCACCGAAAUGUCAUUGCCAAUACUGUGCAGUUCGUGGCAUACGGGCAGCCUAACCGAGAUGCGAUCAAAAAAGAGCUGGGCGUGACUAACUACACAGAAAACUGCUUGGGUCUCUUGCCAAUGUCCCACAUUUACGGCCUAAUCGUUAUAUGCCAUGUUGGUCCAUAUCGUGGAGACGGUGUCGUCGUCCUACCGAAAUACGACUUCAAGAUGCUGCUCCAAGCUAUCCAAGAUUUCAAGAUUGAGAUGCUGUACCUCGUUCCGCCAAUGAUUAUUCACCUAUCCAAGCAGCCGGACAUUGUCAAGCAGUUCGACAUCUCGUCGGUUCGUGCUGUCUUCACAGGAGCCGCGCCGUUGAAGGAAGAUACCGCAAGGGAACUUCUCAAAGCCCUGCCCAGUGUCGUACUCCUCCAGGGCUACGGACUGACGGAGACAUCGACCGUCGUUUGCACCACUGUGCCACAGGAUGUCUGGCUAGGAGGAUCUGGAUCGCUUCUGCCCGGCUUUGUGGCUCGUAUUUUCACGCCAGAAGGUAAAGAAGUCAAGGAGUACAACCAGACUGGUGAGCUUUGGGUGCAUUCUCCGUCAGUGGUUCCAGGCUAUCUGAACAACAAAAAGGCCACUGAUGAGACGUUUGUGACUGCUGACGAUGGGCUGCGAUAUAUGAGGACCGGGGAUGAAGUUCUCAUUGCGAAGAGUGAGAAGGGCAACGAGCACAUCUUUAUUACCGACAGAAUCAAGGAGUUGAUCAAAGUCAAGGGCCAUCAGGUUGCUCCAGCUGAGCUAGAAGGCCACCUUCUCACACACCCGGCGGUGAAUGACUGUGUCGUUAUCGGAAUCCCCGCGGAGCGGGAAGGAGAGGUUCCCAAAGCCUUUGUCGUCAAAACUCCUGGCGUUAAAGUCAGCGAUGGUGAUAUCAUUCAGAGUAUUCUCAAGCAUGUUGCCGACCAUAAGAGUGACUACAAGCGCCUUCGGGGUGGCGUGGAGUUUAUUGAUGUGGUGCCGAAGAAUCCAAGCGGCAAGAUUUUGAGGCGUUUGAUGAGAGAUAAAGAGAAGGCUAAGUUGAAGAAGGAGGGUGCGAGGUUAUAA
Messenger RNA from Pochonia chlamydosporia 170, 1767 nucleotides. Its product is annotated as AMP dependent CoA ligase. The record is from RefSeq and is a predicted model, not a curated record. Lineage: Eukaryota; Fungi; Ascomycota; Sordariomycetes; Hypocreales; Clavicipitaceae. Bases 1 to 1767 code for a protein of 588 amino acids. The transcript has 2 exons. Gene Ontology annotation, molecular function: CoA-ligase activity.